Spirodela intermedia is the source of this 4701-nucleotide messenger RNA. Lineage: Eukaryota; Viridiplantae; Streptophyta; Magnoliopsida; Alismatales; Araceae. The record is from the annotation of a GenBank genome assembly.
AUGGGCCCGCCGCCGCCGCCGCCGCCGCCGCCGCUGACGGCUCUCCCGUCGCCUCCGGAGACGCCAGAGGCGGCGCUUCCGCAGCAAAGCCCUGGCGAUGGAGGUUUCUCGUUCCCCCGGCCCACCGUGCGGGUGACCUCGGAGUACGACAGCGACAGCCAGGUGUUCUUCCACAGAGUCUCGUGCAGGCUCGUCGACAGCCUCGCGAAGCUCAGGAUUUCGUUUAUGAACAACCGCGAUGGCGAGAUUUCAUGCCCCAUGCUGCGUCUCGACCUCGGGAAGCGCCUUUCCCUCGAUUAUGAUGUCGAGGCUAAGAAUGCGCUUCUCAGGGGAUCUUUCGAUGUUGGCAAGAACUUGCAACUUCAGGCUUAUCGUGAUCUGAAGGUAAGGAGCUUAUCUCCCAUUAUAUUUCAGCUUGAGCAUCUAGUAAUUAUCGAGCCUUUGACAAUUCUCGUACUCCGACAGAGGUAUAGUGCUAUUUCUCCAAUAGGCUUGCCUAGAACGUUGUUGAAUUGGUUCAAAGCUGCCUUUUUCUGUCAUUUCAGAUCUUCGACAGUUUCAAACAAAAAGAGCUAUAGACCAUAUCUUGAUAACAAUAGUUUUGUGUUGGCAAGAUAUGCCUAAGAAUACAAUCUUAACAUAGAACUUUAGGGUUUACCCUAGAAGAAGUGCAAUCGGCAACCCAAUUACAUAGAAUGCUGCUAGGUUGAUCCACGCUUCUAGAUCCUACCAACCACAUCCUCUUGAUAUCCCCGAGUCAAUUAUCUAAUAAUUAGUAAGAUAUUACAUAUCAGUAUUAUAUAUGAGUUGCUUUCCUAUGAUAAUUGCCUGAUAGAAAUCCCUUUUACCGAGCCUUCUUUGGUGGUAAGGAUUUGACAAAGCUGUAAUUUUCUGAUAAAAGUUUGAAACAAGCCCAAUGUUAGUUUCUUGUAUCUCUGUUGAUAUAACUCGAAGGCAUUUGCAUUAAGCGAUCAUGAUUUACCGUUACAUAUAAAAAAAGCUUAGGAGUAUGUUGCCAUAUUUCAAUUAGUCUGCAUCGAUGGGACAAGUCUCCUUACAAUUUUAUUAGUUUAGCUUUAGUUUUAUCUUUUCUAUUCCCUGGUUGAAACCGUCGUCAAUAGCUUAGAGUUGCCUGCGCUUUCCUGCUGUAAAACUGAAUCAAGAUCGGUCGUUGCAUCUCUUAAUUAAGCAUCAUAGGCCCGUUCUUGGCUAAACUCAAGAUAAGUAGAUUUGACAUGACGAAGAAACUAUGGAUGCCCAGAAUUAUACAGGAACUCGCAGUUUCAAGGAACAACAUCCCCAUAUUAUCAGAAAAUCCAGUAAUCCUAGAGAAGCUGAGGAACCGAUAAUCUUGAGUCAACACUUUUGGAAAGCCAGAAACAAAAUACACAUUUUAUAGCCAUCCAUUUGGCAAAAGAAUUAGAAUUUCAACAUAAAUUCACACAUAAUAAUUCUUAAAUCACAUGAGAUAUUGCAAGAUGAAGAAGUCGGUUACCACAUAUGUGCACUUAGCUGAGACAGGCAGUUGAAUCACGUGAUAAUCUUUUGACAAAUAAUCAUCUGGAAGUGACUACUUUAUCUAGUGUAGUGAUGGACAAGCUCAAUAGAAUUUGUCAGGCUGUAGUCAUCUCGCAUUAAUGUGCCCAUAGAUAAGUAGCCUUACACUAUGGCUUGUUUUCAGCCUUUCUUUGAUGCAUUCUUCAACAGUUUAAACAUUUUCGUUUGAUUCUAUCCCACAUUCUUCCACCUCUGUUCUUGGACAUGGGUUGAAUGACUACUUUAUCUAUUAUGGAGAGGGACAAGCUCGAUAUAAUUUGUCAGGCUGUAGUCAUCUCGCAUUAAUCUGCCAAUAGAUAAGUAGCCUUACACUAUGGCUUGUUUUCAGCCUUUCUUUAAUGCAAUUCUAUGCCAUAUUUCUUUAAAAAAUAAAAUGGUUGCUGGCUUCUAAGCUGUGGAUAUUUUGAAGAGUUUUGUUUUUAAAUUACCUCCCAAUCUCUCAUCCCUUGACCAUCCUUUCCCUUCUCCUAGUGCCGAUAAUGGAGCCUGAUUCAUUUUUUGUUUUCUCGCAAUAUAUGAUUCUCCCUACAAUAAUUUUGUGUCAUUAUUGGAUUUUUCUCUGCUGAUCUUGAUACAAUGUCAUUGCCCGCUUUGGUUGUCAAAUUUUUCUUCUCUAACACUGAUAUUGCAAAGUUCUUUGGAUCUUUUUACUUGCUUCGACUCUCGUUAUUGUUGUCUUAUUGAAUCUUUCUUGUGUUACAUGGGUAUUGCGAAGUUCUUGGGAUUCUUAGCUUCCUUGGACAUGGAUUAUUUUUGUUUAAUUUCAGGAAAAACGAGGAGAGGUGACGAUGACGACGACUCUUGUCCAGCCUUCCUACAAACUUGCUUUGGCAUCUGCAGCCCCCUUCGUUGGACUGGUAAAGUGAAAUAUUGAAGGAUGCUGAAAUGUUUAAAUAUAUGCAGUUACAUUGUCUUAGCACAGCCAACACUGCAGAGAAGGACAACAACGUGUUUAUUUAAACAUACUAUAUUUUUAUUUAUGUAUUUAUUUAUUGGAAUUAUGGGUUGGGUUGAGAAGACUAGGUAUUUCAGACCCACUGCGAGCAAAUAUAUCUGUUAUUUUUUGCUGAGCCCAUGGGUUAGAAUGUUUUACCUCUAUUUUAUCUUUCAGUAUGAUCAGAGGGGAAAUGAUUCUGCUUUUAAUUGGAUGAUCAAUUUCUUGUUCAGCCCAGAGCAAGAUUCGAGUUCCCACUUGGUGAAGUUUCAGUAGAAGAAAGAGAGGAUGACCAAGCAAGAACUGCUUUAUCAAUGAAUGGCAUUUUGAAAGGUGAAAUUCUCAGCGGUGUGUGCACUGCACAGUAUGAGGAUACAAAUUUGAAGGAAAGAUAUUCUGAUAAAAACUUGAAACUGAGAUAUUGCUUCAAGGUUAGAUCUGAAGCUUUUCAUUUUUAUUUUUAUUUUUUAUUUUCUGGCCUCCAAAAAACCUUACUAGAUAUAUAUAUAUAUAAUAUUUUGAGAAAAAAAAAUGACAUCUCCACUUGCAGGAUGAGCAAAUGACUUUCAUCCCGGAGAUCUCUCUGCCUUACAAUGCGGUCUCUAUGACAUUCAAACGACAGUUCAGCCCUUCAGACAAAUUAAGGUGCGCCAAGAAUUCCUCCUGUAACGUUCAUAGUAAUCAAUUACUCGAUCCAUCAUCACCCAGCGACCACGUCCACAAUAGCAGAAAAGUCUUUAUCUUGCAGAGGAAGCCAUUAUUCCUAUCUUUGUGCUUCCCUGUUCCAGGAGAUGGGUUGAAGCUCCUGCUUUCCUAUUCCGGGUUCAACGGUUUAAUUACAUUUAUAGUCAACAGAUUGAGAUUGCUACCCCCUUUUGUUCUACUAUGAGUGCAUACCUGAUGGCCUUCCCAAAUUUCCAGAGAGCCCGUCUAGAGUUGACUGAUUUGAGUGUAAAGAUAUAUCUAGAUGUAUCGCUCUCAGAAAUCACUAAAAUGGCAGAGAAAAUCUUUGAUGAGCACUGUGAAAUUGAUCUGGUUGGAGUGAGCCCAAGGAUAUGGAGAUCAUAAAAUCUUUGGUUCACUCCAAUUCUCUCUCUCUCUCUCUCUCUCUCUCUAACAUGGCCAUUGCGUUCUCAGCUAUUGUUAUCAUUUUCACUCCAAUGACUUCAAUGCCGUGUACAAGCGGACUAUUGGCGAGAAUGUGAAGCUCAAGGUUGGUUAUGACUCAGAGGUGCGACUUGGGUGGGCGUCUCUUUGGGUGAGGAACCUCAAACCGAGCUAUGAAGAUUCCCAAACUCUAAUAAUUUUUGUCAACGCAAAUGAAAAACAUGUUUUUGAGCUUCCUGUCAGAUCGACAUUCCAUUUCCUAGAUACUUCAUGAUAUUGUUCUUGAUUUCUUCCUGAAUUUGUUACGCUUAUAUGGCAUCCAUUCUAGAUAUGUCAGAUCUAGAAUUGUUCUUGAAAAAAAAAAAAAUAUGAUUUUGACUUUCCUGUCAGAUCGACCCUCCAUUUCCUAGAUAUGUCAUGAUAUUGUUCUUGAUUUCUUCCUGAAUUUUUUAUGCUUAUAUGGCAUCCAUUCUCCGGAUUCUCGAGAAAAUCAUUAACUGUGGAUAAAAUAUAUAAAAAAAUUGAUUUUGAGUUUCUCGUCAGAUUGAUUAUCUCCGCCGAGUACUUUAUUUCUUCCUCAAUUUAAUAUGCUUGUGGGAUCCAUGUUUCAAACUCUUGAGAAAAUCAACAACUGUAGGCCCCCCUAGGCGUCAUAAACUUCCAAAUGUUCUAUAAACUGCAAGUAUUAUCUAUCUGCCUUCUGUUCUUUGUUCAUUUCUGCGUUAUAACUUCCCCAAAUGCAAGAGUAAACAAGGCCUCAACACCCGUCAGGCUGCUCUUCUUCUUUCUUUUUCCAGGCUCUGGACUCAAAAUUAAUCCAUCUCCCUCUCUCUCUCCCUUAAUUAAUGAAAAUUAGUCUGACCCAGUUCUUAAUGCAUCUCUCUCUCUCUCUCCCUCUCUCUUCUGUCUCAUAUUUCAGUAGGUUUGUUCAUCUUUGGGGAGUAGGUGUUGAUGAGUAAACGCUGUUUCAGGUGGGGGAUGAGGACGGGAAGACGAAGGUGGCGCCAAUGAAGAUGAAGGUCCAGUUGAUGGUCCAAGCUCCCCAAGAUGAUUUCCUAAACCCUCUCUUCAUGUUCCGGGUCAAGAAAAGGUGGGACUUCUGA